AUGGAAUCAAGAUGUAUGCCGUGUAUUAUUGCCACUUUGUAUGAUUUCGGUUAUUUGGAAGCCAGCUAUCAACAAAAUAUCUCAGGAUACACUCAAUUCAACCCAACUAUGCAUUUUCUGGAUAAAAAAGAUAUGGAAAAGAUUUUGAACUUGACAGCCAUCCGAAUGCUUAUUAGGUCUGGACGUACACCAAAGACUGUAAGAGAAUAUCGAGUCCGAGUCAUGAAUAAAGAACAGGAGCCAAGAUUCUUGCAUGUGACAUCAUUAAAAGUAUGCGAUAUUGAGAACAUGGUGGUGAAGUUCUACUGGAAACCAAUACGGAAUUUGGAAACCACUCCGUCGGAAACGAAUACUGUAAAGAUUCCCAUAAAUUCGAAGCGGAUUGCAAAUUUCUUCAGCGGCAAAUGUGUUACUCCAUAA
This is a messenger RNA of Caenorhabditis remanei, 420 nucleotides long. RefSeq lists its product as uncharacterized. Lineage: Eukaryota; Metazoa; Nematoda; Chromadorea; Rhabditida; Rhabditidae. The record is from RefSeq and is a predicted model, not a curated record. The transcript has 6 exons. The coding region runs from base 1 to 420 and encodes 139 amino acids.